UGAUUGAUUCCCUCGGAUGACAGCUGUGUGACGCGCCAACAUAUCUGUCAUUUUCUUUUUUUAACAUUGUCACGCACCACCAGGAUUUCUUCAUUUUGUGUUAAUAAUAUAAUCCUCUUCCUUGCAAGAUUAUCACAAAAUGUGAAUUGGAUAAUAAAUUAAACAAAGAAGAAUAUUGUGUACAAAUAAACGACAUUAUUGAAAUAUAUAAAUAACUUAAAAUUGUGUGUGAAAACUUCGAUGAAAAAUUCAACGUAUUUUUGGCUUGGUGUUGGUGAAUGCAUGUAAAAGAUCGAACGUGUGUGUGUGAGUGUUUGCAUUAAAUAUUGUAAUAUUAUGAAACAAAGAUAAUUAGCUAUAUUUACCUGAACUCGUUGAUGAAAUAACAGUAUUUUGUUCCGGUAUAUUUUGUCUAAGAUUGCCUACGAGAUCGCACCGACGCACACGGCCGGUUUGUUAUUCCAAAGCCAAACAGCAUGGAAGCUCGCCAGAAUAAUGCUGCAACCGAGGCCCGAGAUGUUUUGACCAAAUACUUGGAACUAUUUCAGCAAAGCAGCAUUGACUUUAAAUACCAUUUGGCUCCAAACAGUGUAAUCGAUUGGUAUGGAAGAACUGUGCGUGGUGCCAAUAAAAUUCAUGAUUACUUAAGACAUGAAGUGAACAAUCAAUUUGAACAUACCGAAUUUCUGGACGCAGAGGUAUGCGGUCCCAUCGAAACAAAAACCAGUCACAUGCGCACGAAAGUAAUUUCGACCAAGCCGAUCGAUCAUGUACAUCCUAUCAAUCGAGUACCAGAUAUGGUACCAUUAAAAUCCUAUGCCGACAGUGAUGUUGAAGAUAAUGAACAACCUACGACGAUAUCAUCGUCGGCAAAUUUAUUUGGUGCAGGGGCCUACAUACACACACCGGAAAAAUGUAACACCAGUACAUUGGAAAUUGGUAACCUUACGCCUCCAUCAAGUGCUGUAAAGGAGCAUGAUAGGAAAUCCGAGGAUGAAGAAAUCGAUAACAACGAAACAAUGAUGCGAAGACAUCGCUUAAAACGCACACAUUCGGGUAAUUUUAGUUAUCUAAAACGUUUACCCACAGCACCGUCUACCAGUAAACGGAAUAAAAAUAUUGAAGGUGGCGUACGUACCCUCUUGGAUGAUUCGUCCAGUGAAGAAGAUGAAUUGGAAGUCAUGGAGGCAUUGUACACUCCUCUGCGUUAUUUAGAAGUGAAGGGUGUAAUGCGUUUGCGUAACAAUAAUGUAAUGGCCAAACAACGUAGUGCUCUAUGGCGUGAUCGUUCAGAGUUAGAGACACGCGUACGCAUUUCAUAUCGUCGCAAAUUGGAAGAUAAUCAAUUGCAGUUUGCCUUGAUAAUAUAUGAAUCGCUAAAUGGUUCAAUUGUGGCAACUACUCCAACUCGUCGUAACUUGAUGUCACAAUUUGCUCUGACGGCCGAUGAGGCCCAGACAAAUGAGACACAAACGCAACACAUGGAGGAAGAGCAUAUUGAGGAAACUGUUAUAGAACCUAUUGCUGGUGGACAACUACCAUCGGACGCUACAACAACAUUGCUUAAUGAUGAAGAUCCAUUGCAGGGAGGGCAUACCUCAUUGGAGGAUUUGUCGGUUGCCAAUUUACGAACACCCACGAAAUUUACCCAUACUCCACCUGCUACGCCAAAACGUAAACCCCGUUCUUUGAUGGGUACUGCUUCGGGCAUGAAACGUUUAAAUAACUCACCUCAAGCUCCACCCGCACCCAAGCGUAGUGCCGCACGCAGUUUGAGGUUAUGAUUUCACUUUUUUUUUAAUUCUUUUAAUAUUUUAUGGUCUCGUUUAACUGCUCAAAUUCUCAAAGACUUUAGUUUUAGAGUUAGAUUUUCUUUGAAUAGGUUAAUCAAAUUAAUUUCCAGUGGUUGCAUGUUGUAGAUUAUGACAAGUUUUCGUUAGGGUCAUCCUGCACACAAAUAAAACUAUUUUUUUAAAGUUAUUAAAUAAUUAUUAGAAUUUAAUAUUAGUUCCAAUUAAAAUUCGAAAAAAACAUAUUUGUAAAUUUUGGGUUUUAAGGAGGAGAUAAAAUGAUACCCAAUGCAAAAUCCGGCAAUAUUCCUCUCUACAAAAAUAAUAAUUUAUAUAUGUUUACAUUCGAAAAAAAUGUGUAUUUUAAAAAGAGGGAAAUUAGAUUUUUCCCAAAAAAACUUAAUGCCAAUUGUUUUCGAAUUUUAGUUGUGGAUUUUUAUUCAUUUAUACAAAAUUUUAAGGUCGUGAAUUUAAAAAUAUAUUUCGAUUCGAAUGCAAUGAUUUAGCCCAGGCCAAAUACAUAGCACAUAGGUACAUAUAUGUAUCCUAAUUUUAAAUCCUUUCAUUCGAAUCGAAAUUUUAGUGGAAGCUGUUA
Molecule: messenger RNA, 2385 nt
Organism: Musca domestica (house fly)
Lineage: Eukaryota; Metazoa; Arthropoda; Insecta; Diptera; Muscidae
Exons: 5
Coding region: 477-1784 (435 amino acids)
Source: RefSeq, a predicted model, not a curated record